CCGGUUUCAAUUGUUAGGAAACUCGUAGUAUUCAAUUGUUACGAAACGCGUAGUACUUGGUACUGUCGCAUUGCACGCCCAUAAUAACUUUAAAGUAAGUACCAGUUUGAAAUUCACAAAGUAACUUUGGAUUGACGAUGAGCAAUCGUAACCAUUUCAGUUUUCUGGCGCUUGUUUUUGUGGUAGCACAAACAGCAAAUGAAAUCGUCGGGUUCUUAUUGCAAUCAAAUGGCAACCGGGCUUCGUCCGACAGAAAGCUGAAACUAAACGCCAACCUAAUCACGUUUGAUCUGGAUGAUACCAUUUUCCCUGUUGGACCGGUUGUCGCCGAUGCAAACAAAGCGCUUUUUGAACACAUGAAGGCGUUGGGAUGCGGUACAAACCAACAGGAGUAUCUUAAAACUACCAAGCAGAUUCGAAGCGAAUUGUCAGCAGAGAAUAAGGUGAUUACUUACACCGAACUGCGAAAGCGGGCUAUCCGAACCGAACUUCAGAAGUUUCUAGGAGAAAACGACGUGGACGAUUCCGUUGUAUUUAGGUCUUAUGACCUGUGGGAGGAACAUCGUCAUAUUGCGGCUGAAACUCAUCUCUACCCCGACACCGUUUCGAUGCUAGAGGAGUUGAAGAUCAACCACCCUGAUGCGGUCAUAGGAGCAAUCACGAAUGGAAAGGGGAAUCCGCUCAUGAUGGAUUCGAUUCGAGACUAUUUUGAUUUUUGUGUGAGUGGCGAAGAUGAGAACGUGUUCCCUCAGCGCAAACCAAGCGAAGGCAUCUACAAAGUUGCCCUGGAACGUUUCAAAGAAUUGUCGGAGGAAAGAACGGCCGAACCCAUAAACAUGGAGAACCAGUGCUGGAUACACAUUGGUGAUGACUUGGCAAACGAUGUUGGUGCCAGUGCAAAAUGCGGUGCGAAAGCCAUUUGGGUAGAUCUGGACGACACAUACGAUCAGUCGGCAUCUUCAAGAGAUGCAUCAAAGGAACAGCCAGCGUGGUCGACAGCAACAAAGGAAGAACUCGAAAAGAGAAUAAUGAUGAAUGAAAAGGCACAAGAAAAUGUUUCCGAGCGAGUUGCAACCUUGACGAUGAUACCAGCGGCCGUGAAUAGUAUUACAAAUUCAGUCGUUCAGACGUCAAAAAUAGAAUUGCCGAUGCAGUCCUUUGACCAAGAUAGUAGGUGAGUCAAUUCAGCUACUACAUAUACCACUUGCCCAAUGAAACAUCGCGAUAACAAGUUGCACACUCUCCUGAAUAGUACGGUACUAAUGGAGAAGUGCUAAAGUGUUGUGUGCAUUACUGGCUGGCUUGCUGGCUGUUGCUGACAAGGCAGUUGCAAUAGAGGGGGGAAAUGGGUUAUGAUAACCAUGAGAAUUGAUAAGAAAAAAGCAGUAGAGGCAACAAUUCCAAAUCAAUGCACCUUUUUUAUUACCUGAGCGCAGUUGUUCCUAACUGCUUUUAGCCUGAGUUAUUGUAGCCUUGUCUUUCCUUCUUCCGUUAUUGCUCUUGGACUGGUGCCAUGGGACAUUCUGGGCCUCUUGGCACUGUGGUGCCGGAUGUUCAUACCUUUGUUGUCUGAGAUUGUAAGGAUCUAAGUGGUCAAUUAUUUGA
Messenger RNA from Pseudo-nitzschia multistriata, 1605 nucleotides. The record is from the annotation of a GenBank genome assembly. Lineage: Eukaryota; Bacillariophyta; Bacillariophyceae; Bacillariales; Bacillariaceae.